GGCGCACUGCGCAUGCGGGAAAAUGGCGGGACUGGCGUCCUGAGGUGCGCGGGUCACGGUGCUCUCUAGCCCGCCCGCGUCCCACCUCCCGGGGUCGCGUCUGGUCCGCCAGCCGGUCUAGUUAGGCGGCGCCUCUGAGCCGGCCAGGGGCUCGGUUCGUGCUUGACGACGCCCCCUUCUCCCCUCCCGCCCCCCUACCCCCCGGGACCCGGCGUGUUGUGUGUGGGGGGGGCGUCGCCCGAGCGGCGCGGGAGAAGGCGGGAGAGCUCUCGGGGGUGCGAGGCGAGGAGCGACUGGCCAGGCAGCAUGAGUCAGCAGCGGCCGGCGCGGAAGCUGCCCAGCCUGCUCGUGGACCCGGCGGAGGAGACUGUGCGCCGCCGCUGCCGCGACCCCAUCAACGUGGAGGGCCUGCUGAUGAGGGAAGAGUCUCCCUGCACCUGAGAAGUCCUGGUGGUCCUGAAACCCAUCUUAAGCCAAGAACUAUUGAGUAUAAAUAAGAUGAAUGUGUCAUUGCUGUUAACUCAUUGCAAAUCUCCCGAAUUGUAGCCAUCAAAAAUAAGGAUUAAUUUAGAAGAUAAUGUACAAUAUGUGUCCAUGAGAAAAGCACUAAAAGUGAAGAGACCUCGUUUUGAUGUAUCACUGGUUUAUUUAACUCGAAAAUUUAUGGAUCUUGUCAGAUCUGCUCCUGGGGGCAUUCUUGACUUAAACAAGGUUGCAACGAAACUGGGAGUACGAAAACGAAGAGUGUAUGACAUCACCAACGUCUUAGAUGGAAUCAACCUGGUUGAAAAGAAGUCUAAGAACCAUAUUCGGUGGAUAGGCUCUGAUCUUAGCAAUUUUGGAGCAGUGCCCCAACAGAAGAAGCUGCAGGAGGAGCUGUCUGACUUAUCAACAAUGGAAGAUGCCCUGGAUGAGUUAAUCAAGGAUUGUGCUCAGCAAUUGUUUGAGUUGACAGAUGACAAAGAAAAUGAAAGACUAGCAUAUGUGACGUAUCAAGACAUUCAUAGCAUCCAAGCCUUCCAUGAACAGAUUGUAAUCGCAGUUAAAGCACCGGCAGAAACCAGAUUGGAUGUUCCAGCUCCCAGGAAGGAUUCUAUCACAGUACAUAUCAGGAGCACCAAAGGACCCAUUGAUGUUUAUUUAUGUGAAGUGGAGCAGGGUUCCCACUCAAGUAAUAAAACGUCAGACAGUGUAGGGACCUCUUCAUCCAAAAGCAAGCCUUCGGAGCACCCUCAACCUGAGAAAGAAGAAAAUCCUCCACAUCAAAGUGAGGAAGUGCUUGAAGUGAGCAACUGAUGGUGUUUUGACGGUCCAUGCAUGGAGUCUCUUGGACUCCUGUGUGGAUGAAGAUCCUCAGAGCAAUAACUCGUCCCUGCCGUUUUCUCAUUCUUGGUAGCUGCAAGAAGGCCAGGAGUGCCUCCAAGCACUUUGCUCCUUAGAUUCCUGGAUAAUGGUGGUUUCUGCAUUUGAAAACAGCUCUUUUUAUAAUUAUUCACUGUUUUUUUGCCAGUGAAGCAGUCAUCUUGCCUACAGAAAUUACUGAAUCACACGACUGUCACUGAAACAGACAGGCAGGCGGGGUGGACAGCUCCUCGUGGACUCUGCCCUUUGCCAUGCGGAUCGAGUGUUGUUGUCACAAAAGAAGUUGCCUUACAUGGGUUCAUGUCUGCAUGGAUGGGUGUGUGCACACACCUGAUGUGAUGUCUUUGUACAUAUUUGUAUAAUGUCUAGAUCACUUUUGAAAUACGUCUAAGUGAGACUGUUCACCCUUGUACAGCCAAAAUGUAAAUAUGGAAAGUAACAGACAUAUUCUCUAAUUUCUGUGGUAUCUAUAACUUAUUAGAAUCCUCCGAAUGAGGGUUAGAGGAGAGUUUUUUCCCUAACUUCUACAUGUAGAAGUACCAUAAAGAUGUGUGCAGUUAAAGUUUGUGGAUUUAAUGCAAGUAUUUCAGUAUGGUUUCCCAGUGCUAAAAUUGGACUUCAGGCUCCCUACAGAGUCAUUGUGUCCAAGCAGACUGCUGACGUGCCCCAAGCUUUGGGGACAAGUGCAGAAAUGCCAUCAGCUCAUGACUGAAUUCCUUGCAAGACAUGAAUUCAGUCAUGGUGACAGUUGAAAACUAUUUUAACCUUUUUUGCAAGAUUUUGUAAUAUGUUUCUGUACGCAGCCUUGCUUUUCAACCAGAGGGGUUUAUUUACAAUGAGUCAGUGGUCCCCUGCCCUCUCUCCAGCUCUAGUCCCAUGUUCCUGAGCACCUCGCUCUUUCUACCUCAUCGGGUAAGUCAUUACCACUCUGUGCCUCAGUUUACUCAGUAGUUUACCAUUAGACUGUGAGCUCCUUGGGGGACUUUGUCUUAAUCAUUGUUAAGCCCAACGCCUUGCGCCACUCCUGGCAGUUGAAAAGCGCUCGAUAAAUGUUUGAACAAAUUAGGUGAGUGAGUGAGUGAGUGAAUGGUAUAAUUAGACUGAUAAUGCUUGGCUCAUACCAUUCAAAAUUCUUAUAUCAUUCAGAUUCAUAUUUUAAACUUCUCUCACUUUGAAAGAAAGAAUUGAAGUGACGUGAGAUUAGGACCAUGUAGAAAAAAGAGUUAGCUUAGGAAUAAAAAAUCAACAUGCUGGAAAAUCAUGUCAAGUAUGUAGGAUUCGCACACCUCCGAGCUCCAGUGGCUUUUGUAGUCCUGUCCCUCAGCUGAACACCAGCCUCCUCCCUCCUCACAGUCCUUACCAGCUGCCUCUGCAGGCCUUGGCCACGAGGCAGAAGUUGUGUGUGCAGGUCAAGUGCUCCGCGGAGGAUUCCAGGCUCUGCAUUGUAGAUUUGGCAGCUGUCAGUUACGUGUGAUGGCUAAACAUGAGUGGGUGAGGCCACCUAAUGAGAGGGUACCAGCAGGAGAAGAGGAAAGGCCCGUUAGCAUUUAUUUUAAGGGGCAGUACCCACUCCAGUUUCUUGCCUGGAGAUUUCCAUGGGGUCGCUGAAUCGGACGCGACUGAGCAACUUAACACUUUCACUUUCACCAAAGAAAAAGCCUUUCCCAAGAGAGAAAAAAGGAGGAGGGGAAAAAUGGCUGAAGAAGGUGGUACCCCCAAAACCCACAAAGGAAGCAUGGCCACAGGUGAUAGCAUUUUUCUAAGCAGUUCCUUACUUGUGAAAUGUGACAAAGUGUUCUACUUUGCAAAUCAUUCUGAGAGUAAUGUGAGAUUGUGUAAACGAAAGCCCUCUGUAAACUGUAGACAUGUUACAUAAAUGACUUUUUCGUCACUCCAGCUUCUGGUGUUUCGUCUCUUCUUUUCACAACUGUUAAAGUGAGCAUCGUUGAACCGGGCCUCCAGGCUCUUCCUCCCAGCUCUGUCCUCAACAGCACUGCCCAUCUCUGUGCAGGCAUACCUCAUUUUAUGCUUUGCGAUACUGUGAUUUUUAAAAACUGAAGGUUUGGCCCCCCUGUGUCCAGCAAGUCCGUGAGCACUUUUCCUAAAAGCAUUUGCUCAUUUCAUGUCUGUGUGUCACAUUGUGGUAAUUCUUGCAGUAUGUCAGGUUU
This is a messenger RNA of Dama dama (fallow deer), 3530 nucleotides long. RefSeq names its product E2F transcription factor 6 (gene E2F6). Gene Ontology annotation, molecular function: protein dimerization activity; DNA-binding transcription factor activity, RNA polymerase II-specific; RNA polymerase II cis-regulatory region sequence-specific DNA binding. The record is from RefSeq and is a predicted model, not a curated record. Gene Ontology annotation, biological process: regulation of transcription by RNA polymerase II. Gene Ontology annotation, cellular component: RNA polymerase II transcription regulator complex. Lineage: Eukaryota; Metazoa; Chordata; Mammalia; Artiodactyla; Cervidae. The transcript is spliced from 8 exons. Bases 595 to 1296 code for a protein of 233 amino acids.